Messenger RNA from Armigeres subalbatus, 1195 nucleotides. Its product is annotated as triosephosphate isomerase. The transcript is spliced from 3 exons. Lineage: Eukaryota; Metazoa; Arthropoda; Insecta; Diptera; Culicidae. The record is from RefSeq and is a predicted model, not a curated record. The coding region runs from base 194 to 937 and encodes 247 amino acids. Gene Ontology annotation, molecular function: triose-phosphate isomerase activity. Gene Ontology annotation, biological process: glycerol catabolic process; glyceraldehyde-3-phosphate biosynthetic process; gluconeogenesis. Gene Ontology annotation, cellular component: cytosol.
AAAGCAACACACAUCCACGUGUUAUUAAUUCUAAGCGUGUACGAGAGAUAUGUAUGAAAGAGACUAAAUCGUGUUUAGCACAAAGGUCAUCUGGAGGUUGUUUCCUUAUAAAAGUGCAAACCGUCGGACCGGUAAGAAGCAAAAACUAUUCUCCAAUCCUUUCACCGUCUAGUCAAUUCAAUCCAGCAACAAAAUGGGUCGCAAAUUCUGUGUUGGUGGAAACUGGAAGAUGAACGGCGAUAAGGCCAGCAUCGUUGAGCUGUGCAAGACCUUGACCGCUGGGCCGCUGAACGCUGACACCGAGGUCGUCGUCGGGUGCCCAGCCCCCUAUCUGACCUUGGCUCGCUCCGAGCUGCCGGACAGCGUUGGAGUCGCCGCCCAGAACAGCUACAAGGUCGCGAAAGGUGCCUUCACCGGUGAAAUCUCGCCCGCCAUGCUGAAGGAUCUGAACAUUGGCUGGGUCAUUCUGGGCCAUUCGGAGCGACGUGCCAUUUUCGGCGAAUCGGACGAACUCAUUGCCGACAAGGUCGUCCAUGCCUUGGCCGAGGGACUGAAGGUCAUCGCGUGUAUCGGCGAAACACUGCAGGAGCGUGAAGCUGGACAGACUGAGGCCGUGUGCUUCCGCCAGACCAAGGCCAUCGCCGACAAGGUUAAGGACUGGAGCAACGUUGUGAUCGCUUACGAACCGGUUUGGGCUAUUGGCACCGGUAAGACUGCCACUCCGGAUCAGGCACAGGAAGUUCACGCUGCUCUGAGGAAAUGGUUCACCGAGAAUGUAUCUGCCGAUGUUUCCGCGGCUAUCCGCAUCCAGUAUGGAGGUUCGGUCACUGCUGCCAACUGCCGUGAAUUGGCCGCCAAGCCCGAUAUCGAUGGCUUCCUGGUUGGUGGUGCUUCGUUGAAGCCGGAGUUCAUUCAGAUCGUUAAUGCCAGACAGUAAGCAGGGAUAAGACUCUCAGGAACCUAAUCUAAGAAACAGAAAACCUCAGCCCAGCAAAAGGUGGAACUUAUCAGUCACCGUUUCUCACUCUCUUGGGGCAUUUUGGUAGUUCGGAACAUUCAAACACGAAUGUAUGAUUUAAAAGUAUAGGCGAUUUAUUAUGUUAAGUGCAAAAGAAAACCCAAGCAUGUGCUAUCGCAGCUAACCACAAGGAAAGUGAAACAAGCAUACAAAUACAAUAAUUUGUUAAAGUGAAAA